GUCCUCGGAGUCACUGUUCUCUCCUGCUGUUCCUCUGGUGAGUCAACAAGGCGAUCACUCUCUGAGAAGGAGAUGAAGACAAAAAAGGAGCUGUAUUCUUCCUUAGGAGGUGCAAACCCUUCAUUCUGAGGCCUCACCUGCCCUCCUCCCCCUUUACCUCCUGUCUGAGCCCUGCACCUGUUGUGACUCGUCGGCCAGGUGAAGGGGAUCCUCUGGCCUUACGCUGUUGUUUCAGCUGACCCUAGCUGCAGGGCAAUUAGGAACCCAGUCUACUCAUUAGGCUGGGUCCCUGCUUUGCUCUCUCUCCCCCUGUCUCUCCCUUAAACCCAUCUCCCUCCCCUCCCUGUCGAUCCCUACCCCCUCCCACUCCAUCUCUGUCUAGCUCACUUCGAGCCUGCUUGUCACUGUGGCUGUGAAGCUGCAGAAGUUUCCCUGCUGGAGUAAAAGUGUGGAUCACAUCGCAAGGAGGAGGAAGAAAAGAGUGAAAAGGAAUUCUUCUUGUGGGUAAGAAGAAGUUGGAUCAAACUUUGGUCCGCUGAAUUAAAAGGAUUGUGCAGUUGGACGAACAGCAGGUAUGAAAAGCCAGACUGUGGUUGUGUCUGUGGCUCUGCUGGCCCUGUGCUGCCUGCUGAUCCCCAGAGGAGGGGAGAGCGCAGGGGGGAUACUUUCUCUCCAGGGGACUGAAGAGGAGAGGCAGGCAGGGGAUCAGCUGCUAGAUGAAUCCCAGGAUGACCCUGAAAGUGAGCAGCAUGGACUUGCAGUGGACCCACAUCUAGUGGAAAGACGUAAAAAAGACAAAAGAGACAUCAAGGAGGCUGCAAAGGAUGGAAUUUCAGGCAGAGUGAGGCGAGCCCCAGAAGAAGGCAAAAAGAAAAAGAAGGAUAAGAAGAAGAACAAAGAACCAAAAGAUCCAAACGCCACCAAAAAGCCCAAAACUGACAAGAAAGGAAAGAAGAAGGACAGAAAGACAACCACGACACUCCCACCGACCACAACAGUGAUCCCAACUGAGCCGCCCACUGAGCCAUACACAGAUUACCCCUAUCCUGAUGUUGAUGAGUACUGGAAACCAGACGAGGAUGACUACUGGGAGGCAGAGCACACACCAUCCAGCCCCCCACCCAAAGUCACAGACCCUCCAUACGACUACUGGAAACCAGAGGAAGAAGACCCAGCUGCCCUAGUCACAGACCCUCCAUAUGACUACUGGAAACCAGAAGAAGAAGACCCAACUGCCCCAGUCACAGACCCUCCAUAUGACUACUGGAAACCAGAAGAAGAAGACCCAGCUGCCCCAGUCACAGACAUCUACGAUGACUACUGGAAACCAGCAGAGAAAGAGCUGUCCACACCGAUGCCUGAUAUUUACGACUACUGGACUCCAGACGCAAAAGAUCCAUACGCUCCUGUGACUGAUAACUAUGACAGCUACUGGAAAGAGCCAGACCCCACGCCCCCUCCCCCAGAGGUUGAUGGGAAGGCUGGGACAGAUGACAGUGAUUACUGGGAUGCCACAUAUGAGGUGCCGGAUAAUCUUCCUUUCCCUGAUGGUAGAGAGAUCGACCCUGACAUCAAAGUAGAAACGCUUCCAGAGGAGCCUACAACCACCGGUCCCUAUGAAGGGACGUGGUAUGAAGACUACGACGAGUAUGGAAGGAAGGAGGAAGAAAAAUGGAUGGAGAGGGAGCGAGAAAGAGCAGCAAAAGAAAGAGAAAAAGAAGAGAAAGAGAGAGCACGGAAGCUGAAAGAGGCAGAGGAGCGGGCCAGGAACAGACCACGUGUCUUCAAAGAGCCAAAGAAGUGUCCACCCUUGGGUAUGGAGUCCCACAAGAUUGAACCAGACCAGCUCUCAGCCUCGUCUGUGUCUCAGUAUAUAUUUUCACCUCAGAGGGCAAGACUCAACAUGCAGGGCUCAGACGAUGAAGAUAACAUGAGAGGGGGAGCAUGGUGUGCAAAUGCUGAGGACAGGAUUCACUGGUUUGAGAUCGAUGCUCGCAGGGAGAUAGAGUUUACGGGAGUCAUAACACAAGGACGAGACUCCUCAAUUGAGAGCGACUUUGUGAUGUCCUACUUCCUAGCUUUCAGCAACGACAGCAGAGAAUGGACAACCAUUCACGAUGGAUAUGCUGACUGGCUGUUCUUUGGAAACAACGAUAAAGACACUCCAGUGAUGAACCAGCUGGCAGAGCCGGUGCUGGCUCGCUACAUCCGGAUCAUUCCUCAGAGCUGGAACGGCACUCUGUGUAUGAGGCUGGAGGUCCUGGGCUGCCCACUGCCUGAUCCAGUUGAUGUUCAGUACAGGCAAAAUGAAGUGACUCCAGUGGAUUAUUUGAAGUUUAAACACCACAGCUACACAGAGAUGGUUAAUCUCAUAAAGUCGGUGCAUGAUGAGUGUCCCAACAUCACCAGCAUCUACAGUCUGGGCCGCAGCACCAAGGGGCUGGAAAUCAUGGCCAUUGUCAUAUCUGGAAACCCCACAGAGCAUGAAAUAGGUGAGCCAGAGUUUCGCUACACAGCUGGUCUUCAUGGCAAUGAGGCAGUGGGUCGGGAGAUGAUCCUGCUUCUUAUGCAGUACCUGUGCAAAGAAUACAAAGACAGAAACCCCAGAGUCCAGCAGCUGGUAGAGGGGAUACGCAUCCACCUUGUGCCUUCACUCAAUCCUGAUGGACAAGUGGAAGCUUUCGAAGUGGGAUCAGAGCUGAGCGGGUGGACAACGGGACACUUCACCGAGGGGGGCUUUGACAUCUUCCAGAACUUUCCUGAACUGAACAGUAUCCUUUGGGACGCUGAGGAUAAAGGCAUGGUGCCCAAAAUCACCCCCAAUCACCAUGUGCCCAUACCAGAGAGCUACGAGACCAACAGCUUGAUUGCUGUGGAAACCAGGGCCAUAAUCUCCUGGAUGAAAAGCCAUCCAUUUGUGCUGGGUGCGAACUUCCAGGGCGGGGAGUCUAUUGUGGCCUAUCCUUAUGACAGCUUACGUCCCAACAAGCCUGCUGAGAGCCAGAAACCCCACAGCCGCAAGAAGAGACAGUACGAAGAAGAAGGUUUUGAUGUGACCGAGUGGGGGAGGGGCUACCAGGAGGAGCCAGAGGAAGACUGGAGAGGGAGAGGGUAUUCACAGCCUGAAGAGGAGUGGAGGGGCCACGGCUACGACCAUGGCUACGACCAUGGCUACGACCACGGCUACGACCGUGGUUAUGACCACGGUUAUGAUCGAGGCCAUGAUCGAGGCUACGACAACAGCUACGACCCAGGCUACAACCAAGGUUAUGAGCGCAGAGAGGAGGAAGAGGAUGACAGAGGAAGAAGCGCUGGCUACCCACACAGUGAGCCUGAGGAUGAGCUUCGGGUGAUUCCUGACGAGUCUCUCUUCAGGUGGUUGUCUGUGUCCUACGCCUCCACCCACCUGACCAUGACACACAACUACCACGGCUCCUGCCAUGGGGACACCUCUGCAGGGGUGCACGGCAUCGUCAACAGGGCCAAAUGGAAGCCAGUCUCAGGAAGUAUGAAUGAUUUCAGCUACCUGCACACCAACUGUUUGGAGCUGUCCAUAUUCCUGGGAUGUGACAAGUUUCCUCAUCAGAGUGAGUUGGCCCGGGAGUGGGAGAAGAACAGAGAAGCAAUGCUCAUCUUCAUGGAGCAGGUUCAUCGUGGCAUCAGGGGCAUUGUGAAGGACCAGCAGGGGAAUCCCAUCGCAAAUGCCACCAUUUCUGUAGAGGGAGUCAACCAUGACGUCACCACAGCACCCACUGGCGACUUCUGGCGGCUGCUGAACCCGGGCGAAUACCGAGUGACAGCUCGAGCUGAGGGCUUCUCUUCGCUGACUAAAACAUGUGUAGUUGGUUAUCAGUCAGGAGCGACUGCUUGCAGCUUCAAUCUGGCGAAGUCCAACUGGGACCGCAUCAAACAGAUCAUGGCCCUCCACGGCAACAGGCCGAUUCGACUCAGCUACAGCAACAACAGAGCGCACUACCCAGCAGUGACUAACGGCAACAGACGUGUGACAAACAGUAACAGUGGUUAUUCAGAGAGUUCACGUCUCAACGCUGAGCGACUGAGGCGGCGCAGGAUACUUCGUCAACGCCGCCUUAGACAACAGAGAUUACUGAGGUUAAGAACGACAACAACGUUACCCCCAACAACCACAAUUCCCACAACGCCAGAGACAACCACAACGCCAGAGACAACCACAUCCUGGUACGACUCGUGGAUCAUAGGUGAGGGGCAGUCAUCAACACCUGGUGGUUUCACAGACUCAAUCCUGGAUUAUAACUACGAGUACAACAUAGAUGACUAUUAAACUAAACACUCAAUAAGCACGCACCAGCCCUCUUUUUCUUGUAGAUCCUGCUGUCAAGUAUUCUGAGCAUCGUGACGAAUCAGAGAAUGCUCUUAGUACAUGUGGGAUUUUACAGAACGGUAACUAUAUUAUUGUAUAGUUUUCUAUUACUUGACAAACUGCCUCUUCAUAGAAAACAAUCCUGUAAACGGUUCUUUAGUUUGACAAAUCACACUGCAUCUCUCUCACUGUUCUGUUAUUCAGUCUUUUUAAGAAAACUUGUUUUUUUAUUGUAGAUGCACAUAAACAAAUGUCGUCAUUUUUUUUAUUUCACCAGAGUUGAAAUAUUUACACUGUCUUCAUCUGGGGCAGACAGAUUUUUUACAGUAUGAGCAGUCAUUAAAGGUACAAAAGCGUUUGUAACAGAGGAAUCUUUGGGGGGAGAAGUCUUUUGUCAUGUUUCCUCUGACACAGAGUGAUUUUUCUAAUAAAUGCUUGUUCAUACACA
Molecule: messenger RNA, 4790 nt
Organism: Cheilinus undulatus (humphead wrasse)
Lineage: Eukaryota; Metazoa; Chordata; Actinopteri; Labriformes; Labridae
Gene: aebp1b
Product: AE binding protein 1b
Exons: 22
Coding region: 575-4303 (1242 amino acids)
Biological process (GO): proteolysis; negative regulation of transcription by RNA polymerase II
Molecular function (GO): zinc ion binding; RNA polymerase II transcription regulatory region sequence-specific DNA binding; DNA-binding transcription repressor activity, RNA polymerase II-specific
Source: RefSeq, a predicted model, not a curated record